Rubroshorea leprosula is the source of this 1013-nucleotide messenger RNA. Lineage: Eukaryota; Viridiplantae; Streptophyta; Magnoliopsida; Malvales; Dipterocarpaceae. The record is from the annotation of a GenBank genome assembly.
CAGUGACCUAAAUUCCUAAUUCCCAAGAAUUUAAUCUUUUAACUCAUUUUGUUAAGUGCAUCAAAGGGGAUGGAAAUCCUCUUAUUACUGAAGAAUACCAGUUAUAUGAAGCUCUAAAGCAACUUUCAUAUAGAGAUAUGGUGUCUCUGCUCGAGCCUACUGCAAUCCUAUGUGAUAACUCAAACAGAGAUGAAAUUUUAGAUGAAGAUUCAGAUGAUGAGGAUGAUGGGUCUAUUCCCACCAUACUUAUCUCUAAGGAAGAAAAGAGAAGAAUUCGACAACCAUGGAUCAACUCUAUAAUUAUUAAAGCUUUUAGUACCGAUAGAGCUAGUUACAAUUUCAUCUUUCCAAGGAUUAAGGCCCAAUGGAAACCAAGAGGCAAAAUGGAUUGCAUUGACUUGGGUUUAGAUUUCUUUCUCAUCAGGUUCCAUGAGAAGGAGGAUCUAAACCGUGUACUCCAUGGGCACAAGGAAGACAACUACCCCCUUAAAGUCCCUCAACCUAUGGCUGUCUUGAAUGAGCAAAAUGUCCAAACACAAGCUCCACAAGCCCCAUCUGAUGGAAACUAUAAUGAACCACUUGAGAAUCAACGAUUUGGACCAUGGAUGAGUAGAUCCUACUCUCUUUCUCUCCUCACCAUUGGAGGGGAUUCCUCUAACCCUAAAGCACUUGUCUCCAGACUCAUUCAUCAUUCGGAAGGCUGUCUAGUCACCAUCAGCGGAGAUACUAAGAUGGGACGACUGGUCGAAGCCAAUUGUCCCCAAACUCUUUAUAACGCCGAUGGGGCAACCUUACCUGUGUCUUUUCAAGAUGAUAGGAUGCAUGAGGACAAUGCACCUGGUGGUUAGGAAGGAAGAGGCACAGAACUCUAUGCUUCAAUAUCAACAAAUUGUGUUGUUGUACUACUUCCCAUGAGUCAAUAUGAUGGUUAUGAGUAAGGAAGGCCAACUAGUGCAGCUUUAGGAAGUAGCCAGGUGGGUUAUGACCACCUUCAAUAAACAUGCUUAGACUAU